CGUAAAAAACAGCUGUUAAGCUGCUGUUCCUUUUGUUAUUUAAUCAUUAUUCUAGGUGUAAAUUCAAAUUACAAUGAAUAACUGUAUUAAACUAGCGCCCAUGGUACUCCGAUGCCAGCAGAGAAGCAUUAGUACUUCAUCAGUUUUGGAGGGCAAGCGAAACUUCCGAAAAUUCAAUGUGUACAACAAGCGGGGAACGCGCGUGGUGAAGGAGGCCCAGAAAACGAUGGCCAAUUCGCCGGUAGCCAUUCACAAGCGUGGGGUACGCGACACGGGCAUAAUUGUGGAUGGGCAGUACGUGGAGAUUCCCGAAAAGAUACCGGAAAUCAUAGUGCCCGACCUGACCGACUGCAAGCUGAAGCCCUACGUGUCAUACAAAGCUCCAGACGUUGUCCAAUCGGAAUUCACCAGCUUGGAUCUGUUUAAUGCCGUCUACUCCCAAAAGGUCAUCGAGGACUUCAAGGCGGGAAACCUGCAGGCAGAUGGCAGUGCCAAGGAGCCCUCGGCUAACGAACAGCUGACUUCGGAGGAGGCCUUGCAACGUGCCCGAAAAACCGGCAGCGACAUAUUCUAGUGAUAGGUUUAUUGUUUCUUAAAUAAAGUAUAAACUCGA
Molecule: messenger RNA, 613 nt
Organism: Drosophila ficusphila
Lineage: Eukaryota; Metazoa; Arthropoda; Insecta; Diptera; Drosophilidae
Gene: mRpL41
Product: 39S ribosomal protein L41, mitochondrial
Exons: 1
Coding region: 74-574 (166 amino acids)
Biological process (GO): translation
Cellular component (GO): mitochondrial large ribosomal subunit
Molecular function (GO): structural constituent of ribosome
Source: RefSeq, a predicted model, not a curated record